Acyrthosiphon pisum (pea aphid) is the source of this 2162-nucleotide messenger RNA. Its product is annotated as UDP-glucuronosyltransferase 2B14. The record is from RefSeq and is a predicted model, not a curated record. NCBI's taxonomy places the organism in Eukaryota, Metazoa, Arthropoda, Insecta, Hemiptera, Aphididae. The coding region runs from base 90 to 1640 and encodes 516 amino acids. Gene Ontology annotation, molecular function: UDP-glycosyltransferase activity. The transcript is spliced from 4 exons.
CAUAUUAUACACGCGCGUGACGCGCGCAGUUUAAGUGCACGUCAAUCAGUCGCAUAUUAUAUAGUUCGCGCGACACUACGACGGAAAUCAUGGUGAACACCACUGUGACGUAUUUUCUCAUCGCUGCCACCGUGGCCGCGUCUUACGGUGCGUCCGCGGCUCGUAUACUCGGAGUGUUCACGCACCACGGGUACAGCCAUCAUAAGGUGUUCUUGCCUUACCUGCAGGCACUGGCGGACCGCGGACACGACUUGCACGUAAUUAGCAAUUUCGAUUCGUCUCACCCGAACAUUACCGACAUCAGCGUCGCGGGCUCCAUGCCCAUGGCCAACAACAAUGUCACGUUCCCGAGCAAUGCCGGGCAGUUCGGCAUAGUCGGCACGUUGACGGACCUGUUCAGUCUGUAUGAGAUUGCUAAGUCCACGGAGGCCGUGUUCGACGUGCCGGCCGUCCGGCGUUUGCUCGACGAUCGGACCGUGUCGUUCGACCUGGUCGUCGCUGAGCAUUUUAACAACGAGCUGCCGCUUGGUUUCGCUGCUAAGUACCGCGUGCCGUUCGUUUUGCUCAGCAGCUGUCCACUAAUGCCGUGGACCAUGUCAUUGGUCGGCCAGUCACAACGUACGGCGUACAGACCGUCCUUGUUCAGCGGCCUGCCGGAACGCAUGGACCUCGCACAGAGGAUGACCAACACGGCUGUUGCGAUCGUGUCCGCCGCUGUGUUCCGGCUGAUGCACCGGCCCUGGAGCCAACGUACGCUGAGAAAACACUUGGGCCUGGACGUGUCCCUGGACGAGUUGGCGUCCAACGUCAGUCUGGUAUUGGUCAACACGCACUGGUCCUUAAACGGAGUAUCACCGACCAUGCCUGCUGUAAAGGAGACCGGUGGGAUGCACGUCAUGCCGCCGAAACACUUGCCAGUCGACAUCCAAAAAUAUAUUGACGAAGCUGAGAACGGAGUAAUUUAUUUCUGCAUGGGCAGUUUAUUACGAGGCGAAACUUUUUCACCCGAAAAAAGACAAAUGUUCUUGAAUGUCUUCAAGAAAAUACCACAACGCAUUCUGUGGAAAUGGGAAGGAGAACUACCAGGAAAACCGUCUAAUGUAAUGAUUCGCAAAUGGAUGCCUCAACGAGAUAUAUUAGCUCAUCCUAAUGUUAAGCUAUUUAUAUCUCAUGGUGGCCUAUUGGGAACUACCGAAGCUGUAUAUGAAGGUGUUCCAAUUUUAUCAAUGCCAAUUUUUGGUGAUCAAAUGACAAACAUCAAAGCUGUUGUAAACAAAGGAGCUGCAGAGAUGAUGAAUUACGGAGAUUUGAAUGAAGAUGAUAUUUUUAUAAAAAUAACAUCCAUGCUCACAAAUCCUAAAUACAGACAAAAGGCUAAAGAGUUAUCAGAAGCUUUUCGUGAUCGACCUAUGUCGCCUUUGGAAACUGCAGUGUAUUGGACAGAGUAUGUCAUCCGACACAAAGGGGCGCCGCAUCUUCGAUCUGCCGCCGUUGGUAUGCCAUGGUACCAAUACUAUUUAAUCGAUGUAUUGGUUGUAAUUUCCUUAUCUAUAACAACAAUUUUUGUAUUAGUUUACUACUUAAUUUUCAAAGUUAUUUCAAGAUUGUUGAAUAGAAAAUCUAAAAAAAAACAAUCUUAAUAAUAAGUAUAUAUUUGGAUAAUUUUUAAUAAAAAAAUACUAAAAUAGUGAUAACCUUCCUAUUGUAAGUGCUAUAGGCAUAAACUAUAAUAUAUAAUAUAUAGGUAACUAUAUCGGAUUUUGGGAGUCGAAUAGAAGGACAGGUACCUAAUUAGUUACUAAUUAGGUACUAAUUAGGUACCUAGGUAUACUAUAUGUUAUGGCUAGUAUUAUAAAUGUUUUACACAAUAUGUUAUUAGCUGAAUUUUAAGUUAAUUCAAAUAUAUUAAAAUAAAUGUUGUAUUAUUUUUAACAUGAACAUGAAAUGUACUGUAUCAACGGUGAAGUCAAAAUAUGAUAGUAUAAUUUUUGCAUUUAGUGAUCAAACUAUACAUGUCUAAUACCCUCAGAGUCAAUAUCCUCUAUUCUCCUGAGUCAGUAUACUAGUUACAUAAAUUUAUAACAUUGUGUAUCAUAAAUAUAUAAAUUUGUAAAUGUUGUCGGGUAAUCCUUUGAGCUGAAUAAAAUAGGUAGAUCUAUAUA